Messenger RNA from Gigantopelta aegis, 2532 nucleotides. RefSeq lists its product as uncharacterized. Gene Ontology annotation, molecular function: protein binding. Lineage: Eukaryota; Metazoa; Mollusca; Gastropoda; Neomphalida; Peltospiridae. The record is from RefSeq and is a predicted model, not a curated record. The transcript has 6 exons. Bases 624 to 2126 code for a protein of 500 amino acids. Gene Ontology annotation, biological process: signal transduction.
UCAGGUAUGAACAGGCAACUAACCAGACACACCUUUCACUAUUGAGGAAGUGAUACAUAUGAACAGCAUUCAACAAUUCAGGAAGAAUCUAAACAUUUCGCUUACCAUUUGUUCUUUAAUGGAUUUGCCAUUUUGGAGUUUGUUCAAUGACACAAAUGACGUUCAAAUGAUAUAAUAGGGCCUGCUUGUUGUGUGUGAGACACCUGAUUCUUGUUUAAGGCCCGUGUGCAGAGGGAAUACGUUUCUACGACAUAGACUAUAUGUUUAUUACCAUAACAGCAAUAGGAAUUUAAUUGUAUUUGGGUUACAAACUGGAUAACGCAAACACUGCAGCGGUCUUUGAUAUACCAGUCGUUGAACUGUGGUCAUAACAGGAAACAUCUGUUUGGAAAAGUCGUACUGGAAAGAAAACGUAUAGCAGUUGUGUGUAUCAAAAGUAUAUGUGUGUUGGUAAGUCGCACUGGAAAGAAAACGUAUAUAGCAGGCAGGUGUAUCAAAAGCAUAUGUGACAGUGUUGGAAAGUCGUACUGGAAACAAAAGAUAUAGCAGACGGGUGGAUAGAAAAAACCCGUAUAGGCCUAUGUGAUAUAUUGUGGGACGAAACGGCAGGAGAUUUUCAGAAGAUGAAUUCUUCACCGUCACGACAGUCAAGCUGUUUGGAUGUGGACACAAGAUCACAUACUUAUCACAGAAGCUUCUCUGAAGUUCCGUUAACGGCGAACGCCCGACGACAUGCCGUACUUGAAAACGGAAAGCAGUACCAUGCGUACUUUUGUGACGCCAGCCACGACAUCGAUUGGGUGAAUCAGACGAUGGAUAUGUUAGAGUCGUCCAAGCAUAAUCUCGUCUGCGGACAAUACGAACGAGAUUUCACCCCUGGAGAGUAUGUUUUGGAUCUCAUUACGGCUUUUUGUUUCACCUCCAAUAGAGUCGUCUUCGUUCUUUCUCCAGAGUUUAUGCAGAACAACUGGGCAAUGUAUCAGAUGCGCCUUGCGGUCAACUAUAGUGUCGAUCACGAUGAAAAUAUAAUACUGCCCAUAAUCGUCAAAGAAUGUGAUAUUCCAAAAAUGUUACUCCCAUUUCCAUGCAUCGACGCAAGAGAAGACAACUGGUGGAAUGAAUUUGUCGAUAAAUUAAAGAGGCCAGUUUCAAAGAUUCCAAAGAUUGACAUCUGUUCAAAAUCGGAUCAUUUGAACAUCAGCGGUCUGUGUCCUACAAAUAAAUCGUCUGCAUCAGCGCCAUCUGGUACCUAUAGAUCAAGUGUCCCACCUAAAAUCCCGAAAGAGUUGAGGACUAAAAUCAAGAUCUGGCAUCGUAAUCGACUUUCGGCUUCUUUCUGCCCUGUAGGUGCGCCACAGGAGCCAGUGAAUAAAGAUUCUGAGGACCACUCCACAAACACUGACAAUGCUGAAGAUGUUCAGUCCGAGUCAUCACAAGAAACAUGGUCUACACUAACGACUAGUCUAAAUGUGCAGCAGGAGCUAGUGAACAGAGAAUCUGAGGACUCGUCUCCAGACAAUAACGACGCUGGAGCCGUCGAAGUGAAAUCGGUACAGAUAACAUCGUAUAAAACCAGCUCGUCCAGUCCAGAGGCUAAUCUCGGCUUUUCGCAACAGCUGCGAUGUCAGGGUAAAGAAGUAUUCGAAGCCCUGCAAACGAGACUCACGACCUCGGCCAAUGACUUAGCUGUUAACGAAGGAGAUGUUUUAGAAAUAACAUCCAGACCAAACUGUUCCCCCGAGGAAAACGUCACUUGCAAGAACUGUUUGGGACAAACUGGAAAAGUGCCCUCUAAACUUCUUGGGCCAAGUUUGUUUCCGUUACCCUCUCAGUUUGUCAAAAUAAUUCAACAGCCUAUAACGAAGGCAGAGAACAAUCUAUUUAGAGCAGAACUAAAAAGAUUUGGAUCUCCACAGUUCAUUGUGAAGGAGACUGAUUUGAAAGCUGAGACCGACUCGAUGAAUUUGUCAGUAAAGAAAGGAGACGUGUUACAGCUUUUAAACCCAACCCAGUUUUCCGAAGGACGUUCUAAAGCGCGGAAUUGUCGUAACUACACGGGCUAUAUCCGUUGCGACAAAAUUAUCCGCAUCCAUAACGAGUCCGGAUUUGAAUCGGAUUUAAAAUAACUUCACUUAUUAUCGUCACAGUGCUACAAUUUCAACUUUGUAACCAAACAAUUUAUAUAUUUAUUUGUGCAUGUACAUUACGAAUUGGUUAAUUGGUAACCUGACGUCAGCUGUCUAAUAAAUUAUAUGGUCUCUAUUUAGUUGGCGACUUGCCAAUCAGACCAGGUAGUAUUAAGUUUGUUACAAGUUGAAUUAAACUGUUGGAAUACAAAUAAAAUAUAACGACGCCGAUAUCAGACUUUUCCCCGACACCGAGAGUAUCAUACCACAGCCCUUACUUCGACGAGAGGGCGAGACGUAGCUCUGGUAAAGCGCUCACUUGGUGCGCGGUCGGUCUAGGAUCGAUCCCCAUCGGUGGACCCAUUGGGCUAUUUCUCGUUCUAGCCAGUGCACCACGACUAGUGUA